GCACCGCCGCCGAAUGCAGCACUUCCGGUUCAACAAACGGGUGAAAUAAGUUGUGUUUUCAGCGCACCUCUGUCUUCGGACAUGUCUCAUGUUUUGAGGACUCUUGGCACAGGAGUUUUGGCCGUUCAGAGAUCAGUGUCCGCCGUGCAGCUCCUGAAGGUCGGCGCUCAGCAGAGGAGUCGCUGUGAUGCAGUGAAGGACAGCCAGAGUCCGCCGUUUGACGAGGCCCUGCUGGAGGUCCUGGUGUGUCCGCUGUCCAAAAAACCACUCAGGUACGACGGAAAUAGCAACGAACUGAUAAACGAAGAGCUUGGCAUCGCAUAUCCCAUCAUUGAUGGCAUUCCUAACAUGAUCCCACAAGAUGCACGAAUGAUCCACAAGACCAAAGCACCUGAAAAACCUUCAGAGUCAUAA
Danio aesculapii is the source of this 414-nucleotide messenger RNA. Its product is annotated as protein preY, mitochondrial-like. The transcript has 2 exons. The coding region runs from base 82 to 414 and encodes 110 amino acids. Lineage: Eukaryota; Metazoa; Chordata; Actinopteri; Cypriniformes; Danionidae. The record is from RefSeq and is a predicted model, not a curated record.